Molecule: messenger RNA, 1295 nt
Organism: Glossina fuscipes
Lineage: Eukaryota; Metazoa; Arthropoda; Insecta; Diptera; Glossinidae
Exons: 5
Coding region: 45-1295 (416 amino acids)
Source: RefSeq, a predicted model, not a curated record
AAAAAAGAAGCCAAAAAAUAUUUUAGUUAAUUAAAACAAAAAAUAUGUCCGAAGUACCGCAAAUCAUUGAACUCGCCAGGGUAGUGGACCCCUUCUUAAAUGGCGGCAAACUGAUUUCUUAUACAAGCCGUUAUCUAACUAAAACUGGUGAAAAUUAUGGUAGCAUUAUGUUAGCUAUUACCGCAAAAGUUCAGAUGCUAUCAGGAGAUGUAGAAGAGCUGGCUUUAGUAGCUAAACUGCCACCUAUAACGAAUGAUUACUUUUGGAAUAUAUUUCAACCGGAGCGCACUUCUAGAACCGAAAUUGCUAUCUACAAGUAUGUCGCUCCUGCCUUACGCCAGCUACAAUGGGAGAUGGAACUAGAUGAAGAGGAAAUAUUUGAUGGUUUUUCCAUUUAUUAUGGAUCAAGAAUUUCUUUAGAUCCGGACUCUACUCGAGUAGAUAGAAACGCUCUCUUGGUACAAGAAAAUCUACAAGCUUCGGGUUUUAAGCCGGGCAAUCGGGAGAAAAUGUUUGAUUUAUCGCAUGCGAAAUUUAUAUUAAAGGAAAUGGCAAAAUAUCACGCUUUACCCAUAGCAUUGCGCGUAAAGAAGCCUCAAGUUUUUGAAGAAGACGUACGUCCUUAUUUCCAGCAUUUUAAUAUGAAUUUAGGCUUCGGGGAAAAGGAAAAAAAACAACUGGAAAAGGAUAUUUUAGAACAAGUGAGUAUUGCUACCAACAAUACAGAUCGUUACGUGGAGGGUGUUAGGGAACUCUAUAGAGAUCUUCAAAAGUACCGAGAUUCCGUUGACGAAGUAAAGGACAAUUUAUACACCACCAUCACACACUGUGAUCUAUGGAUUAAUAACAUUAUGCUUAAAUAUGAUGAAAAUGGCUUACCAUGUAAAGUGAAAUUUGUGGAUUUUCAACUAUCUCAAUAUGACAGCUUAGCGCAUGAUGUCGUGUUCUUUCUAUUUUCGAGCGUAGAAAGCGCUGUGCUGGACCAACAUUUUGAUAAACUCAUUUCAUUAUAUUAUCAAUCAUUUUUGAAUUGUUUGAAUUCUUUAAAAAUACCAACCGAGAGCUAUUCUUAUGUGGGUUUCUUGAAAGAAGUUCAUAAACGAGCUCCUAUUCAGAUCGCUACUGCUCUAUUUAUGGUGAAAAUAAUUUUGGCUGAUCAUUCUACAUUGCCUGAUGAUUAUAAAGAUCUAGAUUUGUCGGUGAUGAGUAAAAAUGUGGGCAAAGAAAACAUUACAAAACGAACUUCCGAUAUAAUACGAUUAGCUGAAAAGUAUAAUUUUUUCUUGUCAAACUAA